Chara braunii is the source of this 859-nucleotide messenger RNA. The record is from the annotation of a GenBank genome assembly. NCBI's taxonomy places the organism in Eukaryota, Viridiplantae, Streptophyta, Charophyceae, Charales, Characeae.
CCACGUCUCCUCUCCCUCUCGCAGUCGAUGCACCUCCUCGUCCACCUCUCCCGCCCCGUGGAGGUCGAUAACUGAGAGGAUCCCAGGUGGAACCAGAGGUGGCCCCCAGACGACCAAGCAACUAUGAGGGUCUGCUCAGACCGUAGAAUGCACGCGGCUGCUGCUGCUGCUGCUACUCCUGUUGCUGCUCCUGCGGGAGCUGGUGCUGCUGCUGGUCCUGCUGCCGCUUCUGCUGCUGCUGCUGCUCCUCGUCCCGCUGCUGCCGCUUGCCGUCCUCAUGCUCCCCCUGCUACUGCUGCUCGUGCUUCUGCUCCUCCUGCUGCUCGUCCUGCUACUCCCCCUGCUGCUGCUCCUCGUGUUGCUGCUCCUCCUGGUGUUGCUGCUCCUCGUCCCGCUGCUGCCGCUCGGCAUCCUCAUGCUCCCCCUGCUGCUGCUCGUGCUGCUGCUCCUCCUGCUGCUCGUCCUGUUGCUGUUCCUCGUCCUGCUGCUCCUCGUCCUGCUGCUCCUCGUGCUGCUGCUCCUGCUCCUGCUCCUCAUGUUGCUGCUCCCGCUACUGUCGCUCCCACUGCUGCUGCUCCCGCUGCUGCUGCUCCCUCUGCUGCUGCUGCCGCUCCCGCUGCUGCUGCUCCCUCUGCUGCUGCUCCCGCUGCCGCCGCUCCCGCUGCUGCCGCUCCUGCUGCUGCUGCAGCUCCUCGUGUUCCUCCUCCUCCUCCACCUCAUCAUCAUCAUCAUAUCGUUCCUCGUGCCGUUGGCCCUCUUGCUGGCCCUGAGCAUUCCGUGAUGCAAUCCGGUGGCUGAAACGCGGGCCGGGUGUGUAUGGUAGAAUGCCCUCUCUCCUCGUCCACGACCUAUCUGAGUC